Molecule: messenger RNA, 2644 nt
Organism: Daktulosphaira vitifoliae (grape phylloxera)
Lineage: Eukaryota; Metazoa; Arthropoda; Insecta; Hemiptera; Phylloxeridae
Product: probable ATP-dependent RNA helicase DDX10
Exons: 12
Coding region: 166-2553 (795 amino acids)
Biological process (GO): rRNA processing
Cellular component (GO): nucleus
Molecular function (GO): ATP binding; RNA helicase activity; nucleic acid binding
Source: RefSeq, a predicted model, not a curated record
UCAUCACGUGUAUUUAAAUAACAUUAUUUCAUUAUUUAACUAAAAUAUAAUAUUAAUAAUAUAUUAUAAAAUAACUUAUCACAUUAAUUUGAUUAUCGAGAGCGAGUUAGAUUUAUUUAAAAUCAAACAGUUUUGUUAAAAUUAGAUUUUGCACAAUUUAUUGAAAUGGUGUAUAAGAAACGUAAAAUUAAAGUGUUCAGACCAAGGAAAAAGAAAGAAUCCAUUGAUGUAGUAAUAUCAAAACUUAAACAAGACUACGAAAAAAUUGACCCAAGUUCAAUUGAAAAAUUUGACGAUUUUCCUUUAUCAGCUCCUACAAUCAAAGGCUUAAAGGAAAAUAAGUACUUAAUUCCAACAGAAAUACAACGAGAGAGCAUUGGUUAUAGUUUACGCGGUGAAGAUAUAUUAGGAGCUGCCAAAACUGGUAGUGGCAAAACACUAGCAUUUCUAAUACCAGUACUAGAAUUAUUGUACUGUAACAAGUGGACUCGCUCUGAAGGAUUAGCAGCAUUAAUAAUAACUCCAACUAGAGAAUUAGCUUAUCAAAUUUUUGAAACACUUCGUAAAAUUGGAAUUCAUCAUGAGUUUUCAGCUGGCUUAAUAAUUGGAGGAAAAGAUCUAAAAUUUGAACGUAAACGUCUAGAUCAAUGUAACAUAAUGAUAUGCACUCCAGGCCGUCUUUUACAGCAUAUGGAUGAAAACCCAUUAUUUGAUUGUUCUAAUAUGUUAGUUUUAGUAUUAGAUGAAGCUGAUCGUUGUUUAGAUAUGGGCUUUGAAAGUACUAUGAACUCUAUAAUUGAAAAUUUACCUCCUGAAAGACAAACUAUUUUAUUUUCUGCAACUCAAACAAAAUCUGUGCGGGAUUUAGCUAGACUUAGCUUAAGCAAUCCUCAUUUUAUAUCUGUACACGAGACCUCUGAGUAUAGUACACCUGCUGGUUUGGUACAAAGCUAUAUGGUAUGUGAACUACAUGAUAAAAUGAGUUUGUUAUGGUCAUUCAUAAAAAAUCAUUUACAUCAUAAAGUCCUUGUGUUCAUGUCAAGUUGUAAACAAGUCAAAUAUUUUUAUGAAGUUCUGUGUAAACUUAGACCAGGAACAAGUUUAUUAGCCUUAUAUGGUACAAUGCACCAAACAAAAAGAAUGGCUGUGUAUGAGUCUUUUUGUAGAAAACAGCGUGCUGUACUGUUUGCUACAGAUAUAGCAGCUAGAGGACUUGAUUUUCCUGCUGUUAAUUGGGUUGUUCAAUUAGAUUGCCCAGAAAACGCAAAUGAGUAUAUUCAUAGAGCAGGGAGAACUGCUCGUUUUCAAAAAUCUGGGGAAUCUUUAUUAGUAAUUUUACCAUCUGAAACUCCUAUUUUAGAACAAUUGGAAAGUAAAAAAAUUCCAAUUCAAGAAAUAAAAGUUAAUCCAAGUAAAUUAACUUCAGUUCAACGAACAUUAGAAGCUACAUUAGCUAAAGAUCAUAUACUUAAAGAAUCAGCUCAAAGAGCAUUUGUUGCUUAUAUCAAAUCUGUAUUUUUAAUGAAAGACAAGAAAGUAUUCAAUGUGUCAGCAUUAGACACUGAUGCAUUUGCCAGGUCUCUAGGUUUAGCAGUUCCACCUCGUGUUAGAUUUUUACAAAAAUGGAAAAAAUCAAAGGAAGCUAAAAUUAUAGCCAAGGAGUCUGAAGAUCUAACUUUGAAUAAUGACCUAAGAAAUAAACUUAAUAAAACAUCUGAUUACGAAAAUUCAGAGGAUGAACCUGAGUCAGAUCACUCAUAUCGAAAAGAUUCUUAUAAAUUUCAUGACGAUGGUAUUAGUGAUGAAGAAAAUGAUGAUCUUCUUACUAUAAAACGUAAAGAUCAUAAUAUUCCCGAUAACAAUGAUGAUAUUCAAGAAAACAGUAAUAAUGAAGAACAAAUUUAUGGGGAUUUUAAUAAGAAAAAUAAAAAGCCAUUAACUAAAGCUGCAUUGGCUAAAAAAAUGAUAAAAAAAAAAAUUAAACCAAAUCAAAAAACAGUAUUUGAUGAAAUAGGAGAGGUUGUCUUGGAUAAAACUAAAACAAAAGUGUCAGAUCUUGCUAGAGAGUAUGAAAAUAGUUAUGAUAUUGGAGGUAUUGAUAUCGAAAAAGCAAAACAAAUCUUAAGAGAGGAAGAUAAAUUUGACAAACAGCUUUUCCGAGAAAAGGUAAAAGCCAAACAUAGAGAACAAAAAAGAAAAGCUAAAGAAGCUAAAAGAGCAGAAAUGGAAGAUGCAAGUUCAGAUGAUGAUGUAUCUGUUGACUUAUCUUGGUUACCAGACCCUGAUAAGGUGUAUGGAAAAAAUAAUAACAGUGAAUUAGAUAAUGAUUCUCAACCAGAAUCAAAUUCUAAUUAUGAAGAUGAAGAUGAUGACGAUGAGGAUGAAAAAGAUGAAGAGUUGUCUCAAAUUCAUAAGCCGACUAAAAGAAAACUAUUAAUUUCAAAUUCAAAUAAAAAACGUAAAAAGUUAAAUGAAAUUGAAGAUGAGCCAGUUGAUACUGGUUUAAGUUUAGUGGAAGAUGAAGAAUUAGCAUUACAAAUGUUAGAUACAUAAUUUAUGUAUUAUUUUUAUUUAAUUAAAUUCAUUUUUGUUAUUGUUUCUUAAAUAUUAACAUUAUAAUAAAUUAAUUGAACUAUUUUUAUAA